UUGUCAGGUGGAACUAUAGACACGCAGUCAGAGUUCAGGGAGGACGGAUUUGAGCAACGUACCCUGAGGUUUACCGAAGAAACUCACCGAAAUAUAUUCGUCAGUUAGACAGUAAAAAUAAAGAACCGAAUGUCUAAAUACGUGUUCACAAUACAUCACUUUUACAGUAAGUGGAGGAUAAUUUGCUUCAAAACUCAAAGGCUAACGCCGACAUCUCUGUGGUGGCUGUGGUCGUGUAACUCUCACUCGGGUGCCGAGCUUGUUUUACAACUGAACGAGCAAAAAGGAGCGCCCAAUAAUCAGGUAACAAAAAGGUGCAAAAAAGAGAGAUCUUCAUGUCAACCAGUACUGGACUGCUUUGACCAGCAGUACAGUCAGGAACUUGGAGACUUGUGGGCAGAUGCAAGAGCAGUGCUCUUGGACCCUCACUCUUGGCAGUAUGGGGUCAUGCUCAACUGCUUCAGUGUUGUGACAGACAUCACACAGAUUCUCCAAUCACAGGGCUUUUGCGCAUUGCUGCCACAAACAGAUGUCUCCAUGUUGCUUUGUAAUGGCCCAUCAACAGUGUCAAAUUCUAAAUACCAAGCAGGAAAAGACUCUCUGUUGCCACCUCACUACAUCUCCAAGUGCCCUCCUAAUGACUCCCAUCUCCAACCUGACAGCGCGUCUCAUGCGCUCGGUCAGGACCUUCAAUCAGAGCCUUCACUCAGUUUGCCCCGUCCUUCAUUACAGUGUUACAUCCACCCAUAUCCACUGCGAUUCCCCUCUCAGGCUCACAGGCCUGGCCAGCUGAAGCAGUACUACCUCCUGAAUGCUGCCUCCCUGCUUCCAGUGCUGGCUUUGCAAGUCAGAGAUGGAGAGAAGGUUUUGGAUCUUUGCUCUGCCCCUGGGGGCAAAGCCUUAGCCAUGAUGCAGUGUGCCACCCCAGCACUUCUCUGCUGUAAUGAACCAGACCUCCACAGACGGGACUGGCUGGCCAAAACCCUGGAGUCUUUUCUGCCUCACUCACUAAACAGCAGAGUGAUUGUAUCUGCAAAGGAUGGACGAUCUUUUGGGCAAAGUGCAGCAGGAACAUAUGACAAGGUUUUAGUCGAUGCUCCAUGUUCUAAUGACAGGAGCUGGUUGUAUUCUAGCAGCCAGCAGGGGGAGCAGAGACUACAGGAAAGAGCCAGGCUGCCUGCGCUCCAGGCUCAAUUGCUAAAGUCUGCACUGUCAGCAGUGCGUCCAGGGGGUGUAGUGGUCUAUUCCACUUGCACACUGUCCAGCUGUGAGAACUACGCUGUGGUUGAGACAGUGCUGAAUGACUGUCCUGAGGCUGAACCUGAAGACCUGUGGGAGGAGAUUGCUGUUCCUUUAUCAAAAUACUUUGCAUUUAGUCCUGCUCACCCUGAUCAUGGACAGACACUUCACAAGCCAUCCCCGCAGCCACAGAAUGGCACUGUGUCUACUUAUCACCACAGACUUGGCAUUUUAGUGGUUCCUCAGUUCGGCAAGACCUGGGGACCUAUGUUUUUGUCUCGGAUUAGAAGAAGGAAAUAGUGUGUAUCAUCCUGUGCAGAAAAGAUAUGUGGAAACAAAUGGCUAAACUUACACAUUCCCUUGGUACAACUUUUGUUAACUGUGGGUUUUUUAAGAUGUAAAGUACCUUGUGGAACUGGCUUGUAACUCACUAACACAAACUGACAAAUUUAUUAGUUCACAUUUAGCACACUCCAAACUCUACACAGUGCCAACUUGCGUUACUUAUAGAGGAGGAAAGUAACAGCAACAGUAGUUUAGACAGGCAGAUUUAAACAUGUCAAUGUUGCCACAUGCAGGCAAAGAAAGUCAUAACUUGCAGUUUUAACACUUGGCCACCUGCAAGACAAUGUGUUGCAGCUGAAGUUUUUGCUGUUUAAUGCAGCUGUUCUUUGUGUUUGGGUGUGUUGCAUGAGAUUUUACAACACUUGUACCACCUAAAACAAAGUAAAACAUAGAACAUCGCUCACAUCAUUCAUACAGUGAUGUGAGUCAAAGAUAGAACUUAGACAACCUACAUUUAUUUAAAGCGGCUAUAAUCAAUAUUUUUUAUGAUAAUGAAUCAGCAGACAGCUGUUUUCAGUAAAAGUUGGUUUUGGAGUUGGUAGAGACCAAAAACAGAUUGAAAAGAGAGUUAAUAUUGGACUCACAUUUGCCAGGUGGACAUAAACUUGACUCCAAAUGAAUGAUAAUGUUGCUCCAUAACUGCUGGAUGUGUAAAUAAGCAACUGUUUGCCAACAAGUUCAACAUAUGUCCCAAGUGGCGAAAACAAUCAGUAAUUGCAGGUUUAAUUGUUUUCUUUUAGCCUUAUUUAUUGUUUAUUAUUAUUUAUUGUUUAUGGCAACCAUGGAAACUACUUGCACUGCAUAUGUACAAUUAGAUGAUAUUGACUGAAGAUUUUAAGUGCUUCACAAUAAUAACACUGUGUCCAUGUUGUAUAAUAAAAUUGAUAAUACUAUAAGACAGCAAUAUUCUACGAUGUAAGAUUGUAACAUUAAAAAUUCAUUCAGUUUAUUCUAUUA
Messenger RNA from Siniperca chuatsi (mandarin fish), 2541 nucleotides. It is a transcript of the gene nsun3, whose product is annotated as NOP2/Sun RNA methyltransferase 3. Gene Ontology annotation, cellular component: mitochondrial large ribosomal subunit. The record is from RefSeq and is a predicted model, not a curated record. Lineage: Eukaryota; Metazoa; Chordata; Actinopteri; Centrarchiformes; Sinipercidae. The transcript has 6 exons. The coding region runs from base 130 to 1539 and encodes 469 amino acids. Gene Ontology annotation, biological process: rRNA methylation. Gene Ontology annotation, molecular function: methyltransferase activity.